Molecule: messenger RNA, 3033 nt
Organism: Candoia aspera
Lineage: Eukaryota; Metazoa; Chordata; Lepidosauria; Squamata; Candoiidae
Product: zinc finger protein 850-like
Exons: 1
Coding region: 16-2970 (984 amino acids)
Biological process (GO): regulation of transcription by RNA polymerase II
Cellular component (GO): nucleus
Molecular function (GO): RNA polymerase II transcription regulatory region sequence-specific DNA binding; DNA-binding transcription factor activity, RNA polymerase II-specific
Source: RefSeq, a predicted model, not a curated record
GCAGCCCCGGAAACCAUGAAGGGGGGGAAGCCAAGGUCCCCUCCGAGGAAGCAGGGGAGACUCUCCACCUGCUCCACGUGCAGGAAAUCCUUUGCUUACCGGUCCCUCCUUUUGAUCCACCGGAAGGUGCACACAGGGAAUGGAUCGCAUCUGUGUGUGGAGUGUGGCAAAUCCUUUCCUGGAGUGUGGGGCUUUGCCAAACAUCUCAGGGGCCACCCCAGACUUAGGCCCUACAAAUGCGGAGAGUGCGGAAAGCGUUUUGCUAGAGGCUCGGACCUUGGAGCCCAUCAGCGACUCCACUGGGGAAGGAGACCUCAGGAAUGGCAGAAGCACCUGAAAAGGUUUCCUGAGAGAAGAUGUCUUUCUAGACCUCCAAAGGGCCCCACUGAAGAGAAGCCCUGCAGAUGUGGACAGUGUGGGCUGUGCUGUGCUCAACAGUCUAAGCUUCUUCAACAUGUGCAAAUCCACACUGGAGAGAAACCUUAUAAAUGUCUGGAGUCUAGCAAAUCAUAUAAUCCGAAACCGAUUCUGAAGAUCCAUGAGAAGUGCCACACAGGAGAGAAACCUUACAAGUGCUGGCAAUGUGGGAAGGGCUUUACUCGCAACUCACAUCUUUGGGCACAUAAGAAGGCUCACACAGGAAUAAAACCUUAUAAAUGCUUCGAGUGUGGAAAAAGUUUCACUCAAAGUUCAUCUCUUCGGAGCCAUGAGAAAACACACAGAGGGGAGAAAGACGAAAAGUGCCUAGAAUGUGGGAAAUGUUUUUCCCAGAAAUCACACCUGGUGCGACAUCAGAGAAUUCACAAUGGAGAGAGACCCUAUGAAUGCCCAGAAUGUGAGAAACGAUUUGUGGAUUCUUCUGAACUUCACAGACACCAGUUGAGGCACAUAGGGGAAAAACCCUAUGAAUGCGGGGAGUGUGGGAAAAGUUUUAUUUCAUCAGCAAAGCUUCUGAUUCAUCAGAGAAUCCACACAGGGGAGAGGCCAUACAAGUGUGUGGAAUGUGGGAAGUGUUUUGCACAAAAGGGAGGACUUUGGGAACAUUUGAACAUUCACACAGGGGAGAAGCCCUAUCAAUGCAUCGAGUGUGGAACAUUUUUCCGUACAGCAACAGGCCUCAGAUGUCAUGUGAAAGUUCACACGGGGGAAAAAAAUUACAAAUGUUUAGAGUGUGGGAGGGCAUUUUCUUGUCAAUCAUCCCUUAGAAAUCACAGCCGGAUGCAUAUUUAUGGAGUAUCUCAUAAUGCAUAUGAAAUGCCCCAUAGAUGUGUGGAGUGUGAUAAAUGUUUUUCCAGUAAAGCAACUCUUUUGAGGCAUCAGAGAAUUCAUACAGGAGAAAAACCUUACCAAUGUCCGGAGUGUGGGAAAUCUUUUUGUCACAAAGAAUAUCUCAGAAACCACGAGAGGCUUCACACAGGAGAGAAACCUUACAAGUGUGGGCAGUGUGGGAAGGGCUUUACUCGCAUCUCACAGCUUCGGGUCCAUGAGAAGGCUCACACAGGAAUAAGACCUUAUAAAUGCUUCGAGUGUGGAAAAAGUUUCAUUCAGAAUUCAUCUCUUCGGAUCCAUGAGAAAACACACACACAGGAGAAAAACGAAAAGUGCCUAGAAUGUGGGAAAUGCUUAUCCACCAAAUCAAGCCUGCUGCGACAUCAGAGAAUUCAUACCGGAGACAGACCCUAUGAAUGCCCAGAAUGUGAGAAACGAUUUGUGGAGUCUGCUGAACUUCAGAGACACCAGAAAGGGCACAAAGGAGAGCAACCCUAUAAAUGUGGGGAGUGUGGGAAAUGCUUUUUCCAAAAACAACAACUUGGAAGGCAUCAGAGGGUCCAUACAGGAGUGACACCAUACAGAUGUGUAGACUGUGGGAAAUAUUUUUCUGGGAAAUCAAGUCUGGUGCGACAUCAGAGAAUUCACACUGGAGAAAGACCCUAUGAAUGCUCAGAAUGUAAGAAACGAUUUUUGGCUGCUUCUGAGCUUCGGAGACACCAGAAUGGUCACAGAGGAGAUAAGCCGUACAAAUGUGGGGAGUGUGGGAAAAGCUUUUCACAAAAACAGUACCUUGGAAGGCAUCAGUGGGUCCAUACAGGUGUGACACCAUAUAAAUGCAUAGAAUGUGGGAAAUGUUUUUCUCAAAAAACAGUACUUUCAGAACAUCAGAACAUUCACACAGGGGAGAAACCCUUUCAAUGCAUGGAGUGUGGAACAUUUUUUCGUAGGAAAUCAAACCUCACACGUCAUAUGAAAGUUCACACAGAAGAAAAAAAUUACAAAUGUUUAGAUUGUGGGAAAGCAUUUUCUUGUUCAUCAUCCCUGACAAAUCACACCCGCCUAAUACAUGUAGGAGAGACGCCCCAUAAAUGCUUGGAGUGUGAUAAAUGUUUUUCCAGGAAAGAUACUCUUUUGAAGCAUCAGAGAAAUCAUACUGGAGAAAAACCUUAUCAAUGUCUAGAGUGUGGGAAAUCUUUUGCUCACAAAGAAUAUCUUAGAAACCACGAGAGAAUUCACACAGGAGAGAAACCUUACAAGUGCGGGCAAUGUGGGAAGGUCUUUACUUGGAAAUCAAAGCUUUCGGUACAUGAGAAACUUCACAAAGGAAUAAAAUCACACAGAGGGGAGAAGAACAAAAAGUGCCUAGAAUGUGGGAGAUGUUUUUCCCAGAAAUCACACCUGGUGCGACAUCAGAGAAUUCACACUGGAGAGAGACCCUAUGAAUGCCCAGAAUGUGAGAAACGAUUUGUGGAGUCUGCUGAACUUCGGAGACACCAGAAGGGGCACAGAGGAGAGAAGCCGUAUAUAUGUGGGGAGUGUGGGAAAAGUUUUACCUCAGCAACACUGCUUCGGAUUCAUCAGAGAAUCCACACGGGGGAGAAACCAUUCAAAUGUGGGGAGUGUGGGAAAUGCUUUUCCCAAAAGCAACACCUUCGAAGGCAUCAGAGCAUCCAUACAGGAGCGAAGCCAUACAGAUAAGCAGAAUGUGGGAAAGGUUUUUCUCAAAAGGCGGGACUUUCUGAAUAUCAGCAAACACACAGG